UGAUCACUACAGAUAACUCCGGAUCACUUUCUGUCUUAUCUGUCAAGAAAGCAAACAUUAUCACUGAAAGCCGGGUCUUCCUCUUCGUAUAUUUUCACGUUUUGUAUUCAUGUUUUGUAUUCAGUUCACUUUUACUAAGAAAGGCUGAAAAUGUUUCGUUUGUUCUUCUUGAUGACUUUGGCCAUUUUCUUGGCCGUUUCCCUUGGAACUUCGCAGAACAAUUCUUCACAUCAGGUAACGUCAAAGCGACAGAUUAUUCAAUAUUGCACUUUCGGAGCGGUCAACUAUUCUGACUGUUCCCGAGAAUAGAAGUUUAACAUCGAAUGCGAUUUCCUAAACUUCACAACUGCUUCUUCUAGGGUUUACUCUACUUUUCAACUGAGACCUCUUUACUCUUGUGUGGCGCAGUGAAAGCUAUCAUGAUGUUUUUAUUAGCCCGCCUUGUGAAUCAGUAGAUAUUAGUCCUUUCUUCAUAUCCUCUUUAGUUUGCUAUAUCUUGCAAUUCAUUUUUGUUCAUGAAAUUGGUGGAGAGGACAUAAUGUAGCAAAAAACAUGUACAAUUUUAGUUUCUGAAUCAAAAUAACAAAGUUAAAAGCAGCAUGCACGCAACUUCCAAGCCUGUCCACAGCGAGCAAGUGAUUUGGCGAACAAACUUCACCCACCCCUCUAUUUUAAAUUCUUCCGCGGUUUUCAUUUUCAUACGCGGGCUCGACGAUCUGUGGUCUGCAAAGCCGUUCAUUAUUGCGUGACUACACCAAGAACGGCUUGCAACUUCCGCAAAUAGGCCGGAAAUUGACCGCUUGGUACCAGUCUGCUAUCAGAGUGAAAGUAACGCCUUUCGAAUAAUUUUCCUAGCACUGGGAGUUUUUGCAAAAAGGUUGAAGUGCGUAUGGUGUAUGGGAUUAGAUUUUUUCAAAAUUAUUUACGUGGUUCAGCUUUGCUUCUCCAUAAUAGCCUACCAUACGAGCGCCUUAAUUUUUUUGCUUUGUUCGCUCGGUUGUCGAUAAAUCACUUUUGGACCCUAUUGUAAUUGCAAAAUGUCGCCCCAGUCGCCGCAGUAAAAAGAAAGGUGAGUUUUACUAGUUGGUCACUUUCAUUACAAAUUUAUUGGUAGUUAUGUGUUGCUUUAAGGUUCCUUUGACGUAUUACACGUAAAACUUUGUGUACAAUGAUACUUGGAAAUUAUAUAAUAGUUGAACGAGAGAAUUUGUUUCUUGUUUGUGUUCGGUACAAAAUCUAAUAUAUCACCUUUGCCUUUUAAAAUUAAAAGAAAGUGCACUAUCGCGUCGCUGAAAAAUGAACAUGUUUUACUUCCGUAGUAAAACGAAGACUGCGGACCAGGGGUAAACAGGGGCUAGCCAGGAUUUUUUCGGAGGUACACACUAUUCUCCAAAUCGCUUUGCCCACAACCCCACCGACCCCGCCCCCCUCAAAAAAACUUCCUUGAUUAAAGAUUUGGUUACGUUGUAAGCCUAAGAGUUUUUUCUGCAUAUAAAAUGACAUAAGCAACUUAUUAAAUACUUUGUCGCAUGUUUGGGUCCAUUGACUGAUGCAGGUCAAUCAUCUAUCAUACAAUAAGGCUGUGGAAUCCGGAUAAUUUUGUUAGUGGGUUUGUUUUGUCAUUUUUAAGCAAAUGCAGCGCAUUAAUCCAAAUUGAAAAGGUGCUGAUUUGGGCAAGUCUCUAUAGAUUUUAAAGCAGAAAUCUAAAGUGAAUCAGAAGCCUUGUAAAUUUGCAAUGUUUUGUAGUGUAAACAAUUUCUCCAAUUUAUUUGGAUACCGGUACUUUUCCGCAUUUGAUCAUAUGAGUUGCAGUAAAACCGAAAUGGAACUGUCACUUUCAUGACUAUAGAGAGCCUUAGCAACGAUGAAGGCAAGGGCAAGGAAAACGUCCCUAGCUAUCAAAAUAUGUGUUCGUUUUUUUAAAAAAACUUUUUUGCGUUUAUUUCUGUCAACUCUCUUUAUUGGCAAAUGUAGGUGAACUUCCCUACGGAGUCUUGGGGACCACACCCAAAUUCGGACUCAUUUGUCCCUGUGUUUACUUCCUCAGCUCGAAACAUUGUCCCAGAAGGAAAUUUACGGUUGUGUUCCUACAGGUUGUAAAGAAAAGCAUGCUGGACGUGUACAAUUUGUGGUUUUUCAUUUACUUGUUGAUCUCAUUGCCAUCGCCAUCACCAUUGCCUUCGUUACAUAGUUACACAUACAUAUAACUUUAUUUGAACUCGGAUUUAGAAUAGCUUGAGAGAGCUAGUAUCUAGGCGUAUAAUAAUAUUUACGAAAUGCAAUAAAAUAGAUAAGUAUGAAAGUAUAAAAUUGCUACGCAUGCACAUAUUAUUAGUCUCAUGUUAAGAAAAAAUAUCUACACAGUAAUAUUAUGAAUAGCACACUUAAAAGUAAUGAGAGAUUCAGAAGUUCUUAUGUUAUCAGGCAGUGAUUUUUUCCAUACUUGGGGAGCAGCAUGUCCGAACGAUUGUAAUCCAUAGGAGGUUGUUGUAAAUUGUGGUAGAUUCAAUUUUAGGGUACCUCUGAGGUUGUAUGCUGUUGUUCAUUCUUUCAGUAGUGAUCUGAGAUAUGGUGGAGCAAGUCCAUAAAGAGUCUUGUACGUAGUGACUAGCAUGUUCCGAACACGAGAAGAUUCACGAUUCACAGACCCUAUUAAUUUAAGUAAAGUUUCAUAGUCAAGAUUACUAUUCAGAAACAUCCUUAAUAAAGCCUGCUUAUUGAGUUGUUCUGAAUUGUCUUUACUACACUUGCUACAAAAGUGCCAAACAUCACUACAGUAAUUAAAAGCAGGUAAAUUAUGACCAUGUUAAGAAACCAUUAGGGGCACCCAGAGACUGUAGACUUUGUAGGUCUUUGACAAGUAAUAGUUAUUCAUUGUUCACGAAAAAAAAAAACAUUUUAAGGUCAUUUAAUAUAUCAUGGAUAAUGGAAAAAAAAUUUCUUUGUUUCACAACUAUCAUGACUGGCAUACUGACCACAGUUCAUAGCUUUUGAUUUUUUACAAUCACAAAUCAUGGCAAAUAAAUACAUCCCAUCAAUUUCAAGUCUGCAAUUUGAUGAUUUGAUGCCCUGAACGAAAGAGAAGAGAAUUGUCGGAAAAAAUGCCUUUCAACAAAAGAAAAAGAAACAUUAUUAAAAUUUUACCCCACGUUAGCACUACUGAGCCUUUAAACAAGUGGGCCAGACACAUAUAGAUAAAUCUGCAGAUUGAUUAAUUUAAUAAUAUUAUUUAGCAUAUCAGAGAGUUCUUGCAUUAUUGUUGUUUAAGUAUUAUUUUUUGUACCUUGCGUGAGUUUUCAGGCCUAAUAUAUUUCAUGGAGAUGUUAAUUUUGUUUCAUCUAGGUGAAUGGAUCCACAGAAAAACUGAAGAAUUGUGCAGUUGUGUCACAAGUCAAUUGCUGUAAAGAAGGUAAUUUGCAAGAGAAAAAUCUCAAAAAAAAUGAAACAUUGCUGUGCUCAUAUCAAAAGGCUUUUAAAUUUGUAACCUAGCUGUAACAUGCAAUAAUAGGGCUCCCUGGAGUUUUCAUUUGGGUGCACAAAGCACCUUGGGUAAGAAAAUUUGGUUAUCUAUGCAUCCAAAAAAUUUUGGUAGUGACAAAAUUGUCCGUACAUCCACGUAACCCUUCAUGUUAGCAGAUAACCCUUACUAACUAGGAGCCCAGGCCAAGGCACACACUAUCUGUGUUAAACUUGACAGUUAAUUGACAGCUGUCAAAAAAGAGUAUGUGCUGACCAGUGUGUCACUUGACUAUAUCAUGGGCUCAGGUAUACAACUCGUUGAAGUGACAUAUUUUUUAAAGUUAUCCACUGACCACUUAUUGGUUUUCAAUUGAUCGUGGGAUCCAUUUUUUGAGGUAGAAUUUAGUACAUUGUAAUCCAGUUUGCUUUCUGUUUAUGGCAAAUGCUGAAUCACUUGAGAAAAAAAAUUCUUAAAAGAUCCCUCUGAUUGAGAGCUUCGCCUUCACUAAAAGUAUAUAUUAUUUAAAGUGACCAGACCUUAUUUGAUACUCAUUUAAGGAGGGCACUUUAAUACCCACCAUUAAUUAAUAAUAUUUAACAAUUUUUAUUGUUGUCAAGGUGGGAUAGGUAUGGGGCCCAGGGGUGGGGGCAGAAAACUUGUUAAGUUUUUUGCUGAACAAACUGCAGAAAGCUCAAAAAGGAUGCUUUAAAUAUAAGAACUCUAACUGCAAGAUAGUGCAGAGAUUUUUUAGUUCAGCUUUGUUUAAGUAGGUUGCUGUAUUUUUUUAUUAUUUGAAGAGAGAACCGAUGGGAGAAAUUAGAAGUUUCCUAUACUAUAAAACCACAUUAACCUAUUCACUCCUGGAACUUUUGCUGACAACUGCCCGUAGAGGCUGGGCUGUUUUCUGAACACUAUAUCUGGCCAUUAAGAAGCAAAACCACCCAAAAUGUUGUUCACAAGUCAAAAACAAUGCUCUUAGUUUUGUUUCAGUGCUAUAACAUAUUACAGCAGUGCUAUGCAAUGGCUGUCAAAGUUUGGGCAUGUGUAGAAGCCAACAUUUUUUUGGAAUAAAGAGUUUUUUAAUCACCCCCUAGACUGAUGGAGUUUUCCUUUGCUUUCUCUGGCCUCCUUGUGUUGCUUUUGGACAAGAAAGUCUCACUCACUCCCUUAAGUAGCUAUAAAUGGGCAUCAAAUUUGAUGACAGAAUGAUAUAUUUGAUUAUUGUGUAUUAAAUUAUUAUAGGAAGAGAUGGCCGUGAUGGACGAGAUGGACGUGACGGAGCAGGUGGAGCUAAGGUUGAUAAUUUUUAACUUAAUGUUAUUAUAAGUUUUUUCCCCUGAGGUAGAUGGUCCGAGUUGCAACUUUCAUUUCAUUGUCUGCAGUAUUUUGUACACACAUAUACUGUAUAUUUAGCAAUUAUUGAAUGUCAGACUGAGUCGGAUGUGAAGAAUUAUGCAGAUCAAGGAGGAUGUUAUCCACCGAAGCUGGAGGCCGAGGUGGAUAACAUCCUCUGAGACUUGCAUAAUUCUUCACAUCACACAAAAGCCCAAUGGCCUUUUAACUCCGAUCCCCCCUUGUGACAAUUACAUCAUGCCUUGUUGUGACUGGCCCAUUUCUCUAGGAAGGCAAAACAUGAAAAUCGAGCUCUAUAAUUAAUUCUAUCACUUAUUCUGUCUCCAAAUAUGUAGUCUGUUGCUUUCUUGUAUUUUGAAAAAUCAGAAAUAUCCAAGUGGAAUGCUUUUACAUCGAGAAGACAAAUAAAGUUGCUGAUGAAAUGGCUCAAGCGAAUUUGAUGUAAAAGCAUACCGCUUAACCAAUUAUGAGCUUGAUGAGAGUGUCGUAGUUCCAUGAGGAGUGGAAGAAGGUGUGUUUUUUGUUUGUGUGGCUUUUUUCGUUUAGGGUGAAAAGGGUGAGGUGGGGAUGCCUGGACAAGAUGGGAAAGCUGGUAUUAAGGUACAGUAAAUAAUUUGUGCUUCACUAUUAGCUUAACACUUUGCACUGAGGGGGAACAAGAACUUUGAAACCAUACCGAAAUUAGCGGCAGUCAGUCAAACAAGCCAGAGAAAAAUGGAAAACCCAACCAUAUGUUAAGCUAACGGAAACCUCCAAUGAAAAUCUUGUUCCACAGUUUCUGCUUGUAUUCCUUUGAAAUAAUUUAAGAUUCUUGGGACUUCGCAGAAACCUUUCCCACAAAAAUGAUUCCACUUCCCGUAAAUGCUGAGCAAAGGAGAAAACAAAAGAAAACAGGUAAAGAAUAAAUUCAUAACAGUCAAUUAAACGGGCAGAGGCGAAGCCAACACAGUGCUCAACUUGAACUCAAGAUUUUGGGCAGUUUUCUUUCUUUUUGGCUGGAUAGUGACCAGAAAAUUUGUUUAACUAGCUUUAAGGGAAUGCCAGCUGAAGAACCUCUAUAAACUGGGUUCCAAGCGGCCUCUAAAUUUGAAAUACUGAGUGGAAUCCUAGCUUCUUUUUCUAAACCCUCGGUUUCUCCAUGCAACCCUUCAAUCAUUGGAGCCGGCAAAACUGUCCUCUUUCCCCCAUUGUAAUGUUAGCCUUGGUUAUCUGAACCUGCCAAUCCAUUUAAUCAUGGAUAAAACAUUUUGAACAGCUAUAGAAACACUUAUUGAUGUGGUACUAAGCGGCCUUAGUUUCUUUGAAAUAAUUCCAGUCAUUAUAGCCGAGUUUGCUUUCAACUUGUAAAGUGAAACUAGCAUAAUGAAAUAUCACAGAGGUACAGUUAGUUAAUUGCUUAAACUGAUUAAUGUAAUCCUUGCUACGACCUACUGUUUUCAGUGAUUUUCCUUUUAAACGGUGCCGCAGGGACGCAGGACAGGGACAGUCAAUUAUGUUAUUCUACCACUUAACUCGUUUUAAAUUUCUUACACAGUGUUAUAGUGCUCAGCCAUAAAGUGAACAACAAUGAUUAUUGGUGUUUGCAGUUGAUUUUGGAAACUAUCCAAUAAUACUGACGAGUUUGAUUUUAAGAAAAAAUAAAGGGUAAAUAAGGCUGGCAGUUGGGGGAACCAGCACUUGACAUAGAUCGUUCAUAUGUGUGUUUAUUUUUACCUUUUCCACAUUCAGUUACGUUUUUGUCUUCUUUUGUUAAUUUAUUCUCAAAAAAUAAUAACAAAUUUUAUCACGGUUCAGUUUAUUUGGCUUGUUAACCGAAAUUAGUACAGCCAAUACUGAAAAUGAAAUAUUUUAAGUAAAAAGACAGACCAUCGACCACCUAAGCUUUGCACAGAUAUCCAUGUGUGAAUCAGAUCAGAAACUGACUUGUUUCAUGGGCUAUAUUAAUUUACUGGAAUUACCUAAAAGAGGACAUACGAGAAAAAUGAAACAGUGAACAUUUGUUUACAUAAUUGCAUUUUCCUAUCUAAUUAACUUGCUAACUUCUACCAUUUUCCAUCUGGGUGAGAAGGGACCUCAUGGAGACAAAGGAUUACAAGGAGAGAAAGGAAUGCCUGGAACGUGUGAUGCUAAGGUCUGGCGCUGGUCUUAUACUUCAUGCAAAUAAUGCUUUAACUUGUUCUGCCCGUACUAAAUAUAUAAUCUCUUCUCGGCUUAAGAUUUUCCGGGAAACUUUACUUUUUGAGGGUUUUUUCCUCUUAAAAAGUAAUAAAGUUAUUGAUAGCUAGCAAAAAAUAGAUGUUGUGAUUUUGAAUUUGAUAUCUCCUAUUAGAAAUUCAGAAUUUGGCUUCCGAACGCGAAGGCGGAUAUGGGCAUUGUUACCUUUUAAUUUGUUACGCGUUAUCACACCAGACGGUUAUUUGUUUUCCAAAAUCUGGAAAAACUCAUAUGGAACCUAAUAUGGUUUACCAGAAUUUGAUGAGAAAGAGCCAAAAUCUUUGUGUAUCCUUGAUUUUCUUUGAGGACAGUAAAACCGUUACUUGCCUUAGUGGGGCUAACAAUUUAGCUCAUUUAUGAUGUCACUUACCGAAGUUAAGAAAAGCUAAGGUGGAAAUUAAAGAUUUAAAGAAUAAGAUAAAAGAAAAUGACUGAUUGAUAAGGUUAACCUGCGUUUAACUAUCUAGCGAGGUGCGUUAAAGAAACCUAACCUGGUUGAGAAAAUCUAUUGUUCUUGCUUGAUUUGCAUAACCCGGUUAGAACUCGAUUAAGACUUCAGAAAACCCGGCCACACUCAGUAACGCGCAAUUUUUAUAACGUUUCGUUUCCCUUUUUUCUGUUAUGCAUUUUAGAGCUUAUCGUCUACUGCAUCAACUUGCUGUUCAGCCGGUAAGAACAUUUGAAUUAUUUAUUGUGGCACCCGGUAAUGCCACUUUCACAUUUUUUUAGAGACUAAGAAAUUUCAUUUAAAUGUAAGUGAGAGGAAAAGAUCAGUUUGGAAGACGGAAACGAGUGAUCUUAUAUGGUGAAUCAAAUUAUACAGUCGAACCAUUCUACAACGGCCAUCUUGGUUACGGAGAUAAGAGGCCAUUGUAGAAAGACGAGUCAGCUUCGAGUGGCCUUUGAGACCAGUACUUUCUUUUGGAAAAGGGUAGAAAAUUUGUAGUUUUUUAAACUACAGAUUAAUCUAUAUAGGUUAAUUAAACAAAAACAAUAAAAAAUAAAGUUAACUAAGCAAAGGGAAGAAGGUACAGGAAUAUAUCAGUUGGUGCUUCACUCGCUUUUAAAUGGCCGUUUUAGAGAGAUUAACCCUUUAAGCCCUAAGAGUGAUCAGCAUCAAAUUUCUCCUUGUACUAUUAAUGCUUUGUAAAACAGAGUGAUCAUGAGAAUUACGGACACGAUCACACAAGAUGAAUUUGAUGGAUAUUUUAUCAACUUCUCCCCACUACUUCUGUAGGAAAUGGAUAGCGGCAACAAAUGAGAAUUCAUAUUUUGAUCUUAGGGUUUAAAGGGUUAAAACGAAAGUGGAUUUACUGGUUGUCCGCCGGGACAGAAGAAGGUGGCCACUAGAAGAGGUUCGACUAGAUUUUUAUGAUAAUUGUUUAAUAAAAGUGAAAGCCUAAAAUGUGCCAAAGUUGUUAUUGUUUCAAAGUCGAGUACCAUCCUUUUCUAUAGCGGAAUCCAUAGUAAACCUCUAAAAUUAUGUGACAAAUCGCGAAGAUCUGAGUAGGCACUUUCCACAGACGUUAAACAAAUUCGCCUCGUUGGCACUUGCCGGAAGGUACCCCUGGUAGUCCUUCCUAAUUCUUCCUAAUUCCUGAACUUAGAACUGUUUCUGGUUUCAAGAAAUACGACCUGAUUACUGACUAUUUUAAUAUUCUCACUAGUAGCAUUCACUAAUAUACCCACUAUUUUUUAAAUAUUCUAGCUUUCAGUUUCUAGGCACGAUUAAUCCCCGUGGAAAUGACAAACGCCUGUUAAGUCCGAUUUAUGUGUGGUUCAAUUUUAACCCCUUCUGUGUCUCCCGACAACCCCCGGGGAUUUGUUGGAAGUGGUCUUGUCUCAUGGGGUGGGGACGGGGCAAAUCGACAAUAACUUUAAGUAGUUUGUAAGACAAGUGAAAGAAGUCGGACCGAUCUGAAGUGGCUCACCGUGAAUGGUAGACCGCUUUUAAAUGAUCUAGUAAUGGUUCAUAUGUAUAUUCAAGACCAGAUACCCAGCUAUCUCAUUGAAACAUUUAUUCAGCGUUCGAAGAUUCACGACAGAAACGCUAGACACAGUCAAGGAGUGGCGAAUUAGAUUUACCAAUCUGUAGGCUGAAUACAGGAAAGCGAUUAUUUGCUUUGCGAGGUGCAAAGCUGCAUAACAAUCUCCCAAACGAGAUUAAGCAAACUUCUGAUAUGAAGUUUAACGCAAAAGUCUUUAAUUAUUUGUUAAGUUUGUGAAUGUCUAGAUUCUUAGUAUAUUAUGCAUUUUAAUAUUCUUUUUUUAAGUUUUAAUAAUGGAAUAUUUCUAUAACUAGUUUUUAGUAUUGACAGUGGAAGAACCCUUGUCAGAAAAGAAAGAUUCGGCUGGAUGAAACAAGUUUGUAAUACAGUGUCACUAAAACUGGGCCUGAUCUUGGGGUAUUUUGUUGUUUUUUUGUUAUCAGUUGUAACAAGAAAUGAAUUUACUAUAUUCUUACUUUGUGUUUCUGAUUUGAUGAAGAUUGCUCCUCUGGUUUCCACUUCUUUGAGAAAGUUCAAGAUCUUCCAAGCCAAGGAGCAGUGUACGUGGAUCAAUUCACUAUUGAUGGUAACCUGUUUCUUGCUUUUGCCAACCAUUAUGGGGACAUUAGGAAAGGGAAGACGAGCUCCAAAAUCUACAAGAUGGACGAGUUGACAGGAAAAUUUUCCCUAUACCAGACCCUACAGACUAGAGGAGCCAGUUGCCUUGAGCACUUUUCAAUCGCUGGUAAACAUUUCGUUGCUGUUUCUAAUGUGUUCGAUGGAACAUAUCAGCUGGACUCUACAAUUUAUCAAUGGAAUGGAAAGCUGUUUGUCGACUUUCAGAAAAUAUCUACUUACGGAGCAACCCACCUCACCUAUUUCAAGAUAAGUGGCGAAACUUAUCUCGUUUUUGCAAACAACUAUGAUGGAAGUACCUAUUCAACGAAAUCAGUAGUCUACAAAUGGAGCAGCAACAAAUUUAUUAAGUUUCAGGAAAUACCAACUGAAGGUGUUCAUGGAUGUACGGCAUUUGUCAUAAACAACGACACUUUUAUUGCUUUUGCAAAUCAUUACAACUCCCAACACAAGUAUUCUGUUCAGUCUACUGUGUUCAAGUGGACUGGGGGACACUUUGUCAAACUGCAGUCUAUUCAGACAUAUGGUGCCCGAGACGUGAGGUCCUUUAACAUCAACGGUCACACUUUCCUCGCUUUUGCCAACUUUUAUUCUGGAAGUAAAUACAACAGCGACUCCUUCAUUUAUAAGUGGAAUGGAAACACGUUCGUCCUGUUCCAGUCCAUUCCUGGUCGAGGUGGUAUUGCAUGGUUCCCAUUUGUGAUCAGUGGUCGCACGUACCUGGGUUUAGCUAAUCACAAUGGUGACGGUCAGGGAAAAAGCGUUAAGUCGGUUGUGUACCAGGCCUUUGGAGCGCAGUUCGUCAAGUACCAAGAGAUUCCGACACAUGGAGCGCAUGAUUUGACGUCAUUUGAGUACAAAGGUCAUACUUAUCUGGCAGUUGCAAACUACUGGAACCAGAAAUUUAACACUAACAGCGCCCUGUACAAAUGGGUGUAGAGCAUUAAAUAUCAGGAUCGAAGCUGAUUAACGAGAUUUUGCGUAGUGAAUAACGUAGUAAUAAACAUUUCAGUUGCUAAAGUAAGAAAUAAGAGGAACUUUCAGGGUAACACUGUUUAUCUAUGGUGAAAAGGCUAGGGGUCUUUAUGCCAAAGGAAUGAUGAAAUAAUGACAUAUUUGCAGUUGAUUUAGUGGGAAAAGUUAGAAAGCAAAUUUUGCUUUAUUUUUUCGGCGAGUAGUUAAAAUAAAGAUGUG
This is a messenger RNA of Porites lobata, 10845 nucleotides long. NCBI's taxonomy places the organism in Eukaryota, Metazoa, Cnidaria, Anthozoa, Scleractinia, Poritidae. The record is from the annotation of a GenBank genome assembly.